Molecule: messenger RNA, 1008 nt
Organism: Aspergillus ruber CBS 135680
Lineage: Eukaryota; Fungi; Ascomycota; Eurotiomycetes; Eurotiales; Aspergillaceae
Product: Rag GTPase GTR1
Exons: 2
Coding region: 1-1008 (335 amino acids)
Biological process (GO): regulation of autophagy; cellular response to starvation; positive regulation of TOR signaling
Cellular component (GO): nucleus; Gtr1-Gtr2 GTPase complex; fungal-type vacuole membrane
Molecular function (GO): GTP binding; GTPase activity
Source: RefSeq, a predicted model, not a curated record
AUGGACGGCCGCAAGAAGAAGAGAAAGGUCCUCCUCAUGGGGAAGAGUGGCUCGGGGAAGUCAUCGAUGCGAUCGAUUAUCUUCAGUAACUACGUCGCCAAAGACGUCCGGCGACUAGGUGCUACCAUCGACGUUGAGCACAGCCAUGUCAAAUUCAUGGGGAAUCUCACGCUGAAUCUCUGGGAUUGCGGAGGACAAGACGCCUUCAUGGAAACCUACCUCGCCUCCCAACGCGGCAACAUCUUCUCCGACGUCGCCGUCCUAAUCUACGUCUUCGAUAUCGAAUCCCGCGAAGUCGAACGCGACCUCGACACCUACAACGCCAUCAUCGACGCCCUAAAAGAACACUCCCCGCACGCUCAUGUCUUCUGCCUAAUCCACAAACUCGAUCUCAUUCAGGCCGAACACCGCCAACGCAUCUACGAGGAACGCUCCGCGCUGAUCCGCUCCCGCUCCGGACACUUUGCCAUCGACACCUUUGGUAGCAGUAUCUGGGAUCAAUCGCUGUACAAAGCGUGGGCCGGGAUCGUGCACAGACUCAUUCCGAACUUAACAGUGAUAGAGCGGUUCCUUAGCGCAUUCGCGAAGAAGAUUGGUGCGGAGGAGGUUAUUCUCUUCGAGCGCUCGACGUUCCUGACCGUUACGUCAGUCGCGUCGGAAAUCGGCAACAUGAACCCAAUCUACGACCGCCACGAGCGCCUAUCCAACAUCAUGAAAGCAUUCAAACACUGCGCCGCACGCAACACCCACACCACCCCCGCAUCAGCCGGCUUUCUCGUCAUGCACACCAAAACACCCCAGUUCAACGUCUUCCUCGGUCGGUUCACGGAUAACACGUACAUCUUCAUGGUCGUCCCGCCGGGCGAGGCGGCGUAUAACUGCGCCGUGCUAAAUACGAUGCUUGCCAGAGAGGGUUUCUCGAAAGCUGCAGCGGCAGGGUAUGGGGAUGGAUUUCCGCUGCCAACGCCGGAGACUCUAACUCCGGAUGGGACUGGGGUACAUGGUUAA